Molecule: messenger RNA, 3039 nt
Organism: Cuscuta campestris
Lineage: Eukaryota; Viridiplantae; Streptophyta; Magnoliopsida; Solanales; Convolvulaceae
Source: the annotation of a GenBank genome assembly
UUACGGCUUAAUCAUUGUCUCCCUAACUAAUCUCUAUUUAAGAGAUGCUAAUGUGCUUGUAAUGGUGUGCAACAAAAAUAAUAAAAUCCUCCUAGUUGCCUCGUGUGGACGUAGGUUGCAGUUGGCGGCCGAACCACGUUAAAUCCUGUGUCAUUUAUUUUUCUGCAGUUGAUUCGUGAUUGUGUGUUGUUUCCGCGUGCGUUUAUUCCCAACAAGUGGUAUCGGAGCGUUGGUUCGUUAAGACACCGAAAAUCCGAUCAGCAGAAACUAAUCAGAGGAGUGUCACCUGGGUUCUUUGGAGAAGAACUGUGUGCAGCAGCACGAGCCGGAGUGAGGGCCGCUGCCGCCGGAGCACCACCAUCCCCGUUGAUUCCCACGGAGCACUACCGCGCUUGAAUCGGAGAGCCGCAGCAGGAAGUAAGUCCCGUGAGACUCACCGCUGCCGCCUUCCAUCGAGCAGAACCAGACCGCCGACGUUGCUGGUUCGAGGGGGAUCGCAGCAAGCGAAGGAGUUGCUGCCGCCGUCACCCCGCCGUUCAGAUCGCGCCGCCGCGUUGAAGAGCCGUCGCUGUUAUGAAGGGCCGCAACCGGAUCUGAAGAGUGAACCACAUCCGCUGGUUCGGAGUUGUGCAGUAGAAGAGAAGCCGUUAGUUCGGGGGAGAUCUGCGCAGGUGUUCGCCACCAUCAGCGAGCCGCCGCUGCAUCCCUUCUAGCGCCGUUGUCGACCUCUUGGAUUGCGAGGCCGUGCAGAAGGCAGUCCAGCCGCAGAGCCGCCGCCAGGUUGAGAAGCCGUUUCAGAUUGCGCCACCGCCAGGUUGAGAAGCCGUUUCAGAUUGCGCUGCCGCCGUCAGAUCAGAUCGUCGCCGCCGUCAGGAACCGUCCGUCGAGAUCGCAGCUGCGAGCCGUCACCGCCAUCCAGACUUUGAGCUGCCGCCGUCCAUUGCCGCCGCGCAGAGACCGCUGCCAUCUUCUCCUGCUUGACCAAUUGAAGCCUCCGAUCCAAGGAGCUAAAAUUUUGGGGGGCAGGUGCGAAGAAAAAAAAAGGGCCGGCCGGUUGCAAAAAGAGAAAAGGCAGUGGUCACUGGUCAGCCUUUCUCCAUUGUUUUUGGGCCGUAGCAUUUUUUUUGGUAGGUUGGUUUUGGGCUUGAUUGAUUAAAGUGGUGGACCUGUUUUUCUGACUAGAAAAAAAAUACCAAGAUCUGAAAUUAGUUGUACCGGGUAUUUCGUCUAGUUGUUUGAGAUGGCAGAAGACGGGAAGUUUCGAAUUGAGAAGUUCGAUGGUACAGAUUUCAGUUGGUGGAAAAUGCAAAUUGAAGAUUUGCUGGUUCAGAAAGAUUUGGACGUGGUAUUGGGUGACAAGCCAGAAAAGAUGUCGGAUGCAGAUUGGGCAGGUUUGGAUCGGAAAGCUAUGUCCGUGAUCCGUCUCUCAUUGACCAAGAAUGUUGCGUUCAACAUUCUGAAGGAGAAGACAGCGAAGGGAAUUAUGGACGCGCUGUCUAACAUGUACGAGAAGCCAUCUGCAGCGAACAAAGUUUUUCUGAUAAGAGAGCUAGUGAACACAAGGAUGAAAAAUGGCACUUCAGUUACCGAGCAUAUCAACAAGUUGAAUUCGAUCUUAGCCAGACUUUUGUCAGUGGGCAUUAAGUUCGAUGAUGAAGUUCAAACUUUACUACUGUUAUCGUCAUUGCCUGACACUUGGUCCGGAACUGUUACAGCAGUUACCAGUUCAGCGGGACCUGACAGAUUCACUUUUGAGAAGAUUCGUGACCUCGUUCUUGGCGAAGAUGUCAGAAGAAGGAGUUCUGGUGAGUCUUCGGAAGAAUCACUAAAUAUCGUCAGAUGUAGAGGAAAUAACAGAGGUAGUGGGAGCAAGAACAAACGAAGGAGUCGAUCGAAGACUCGGGAUAGCUCAGGCGUAACAUGCUGGAAGUGCAAGGAGGUGGGGCAUUUCAGGAAUCAGUGCCCGAAAGAGGAUAAGCAAGUGAACAUUGCUAGAGGCUCCGCGAGCGACGAGGAUUUGUUUAUCUGUUGUGCGGAGAGCAGUGUAGAUUCCUGGGUCAUGGAUUCUAGUGCUUCAUUUCAUGCUACCCACAGCGGUGAAGCAUUGCAGAAUCUAGUUGUUGGGGACUUUGGAAAGGUACGACUAGCAGACGACGGAGCUCUUGAUGUGACGGGCAUGGGUGACAUAGUGCUGAAGACCCCUGUCGGUUUCUGGACUUUAAAGGAUGUCAGAGUGGUUCCAGCCUUGAAGAAAAGUUUGAUUUCUGUUAGGCANUUGGACGAACAGGGACACGAGGUGAAGUUCGGAAAUGGGCAGUGGAAGGUCGUGAAGGGAAAUCUUGUCAUGGCCCGUGGAAGGAAGAGAGGUUCGUUGUAUAUGGUCGAGUUACCAUCUGAGGGAGUGACCGUCCCAAUUCAGAAGAAAAACGAAGUCCGGUUCACAGAGUCUCGUGGGCAGAAGAAGGUUUUCUAUGCAAGAAAGAAACCCAGAGCCACAGGUCAGACUCAGGAUGAACGAGCGAGGAAAGGUUCAAUGAGGCCAGUCAGAGGUAUCUGUGGCAGUGGGAGCACAGGUUUUACUUCAGCCAAGGUUCCUAUAAGACAUUGGGUCCAGAGAACCAGUAUUCCAGCUGUUGAUAUAUCUCCAGAAAAUUUCUUGCUCAGUAUGGAGAUUGUUUGUUCUCAGGAUGUUCCAGGAUCCGGCAGUGCGUGUGUGCAGUGGGAGCCGGUAGGGACCGAGGAUGAGUCAAAGGCAGUUCAAGCCAUGACUGAUGGGUUCAAACUCAGGAGAGUUUCAACAGAGUCUUCUCGAUGAUCAAGAAGGCUGGUGGCAACUAGAGGCGGUGGAAUUUUGAGUUCCGUUAUCAGAUUACAGAAGUACAUGUGCACAGUUGAAGCGCAGGUGAACAUUGUUCCGUGGCUUCAAGUGGGAGAUUGUUGAGUGUGAAGCCAGGAAGCUAGGUGGAAGCUAACAGGAAAUUGGCAGGAAGCUACCUAGAAGCUUACGGCUUAAUCAUUGUCUCCCUAACUAAUCUCUAU